AUGGCCGCGCCACAACCUCAGCAGGUCAACAUCGCUGACCUCAGCCUGCAACAAUUGGGCGAAGUUCGAAAACAGCUCGACGAUGAGCUGCAACAUCUUACCAGCUCGUUCGCCCAGCUCAAGCAGGUCCAGGCCAAGUUCAGGUCGUGUAUCGAGAGCUGUAAAGAAUUGAAACCUCAAAACGCCGGCAAAACCGUGCUCGUGCCGCUCACCAACUCAUUAUACGUCCCUGGAAAGAUGAAGGACCCAGAAACGGUGAUAAUCGACAUCGGGACGGGAUACUACGUGUCAAAAACGCGCACGGAAGCGAUCAAGCACUACGAAGGCAAGAUCGACUAUCUACGUGGGAACCUCGAGGCGCUCCAGGCUGCUAUAGAGAGGAAGCAGGAUAACUUGGCAUCUGUGUCUAAUAUUCUGCAAGCUAAGCUACAGGCUGAGGCCGCGAGCGCUAAGGGUAGUAAAGACAAAGAUUGA
Peniophora sp. CBMAI 1063 is the source of this 474-nucleotide messenger RNA. The record is from the annotation of a GenBank genome assembly. NCBI's taxonomy places the organism in Eukaryota, Fungi, Basidiomycota, Agaricomycetes, Russulales, Peniophoraceae.